This is a messenger RNA of Eimeria tenella, 2850 nucleotides long. RefSeq lists its product as uncharacterized. The record is from RefSeq and is a predicted model, not a curated record. NCBI's taxonomy places the organism in Eukaryota, Apicomplexa, Conoidasida, Eucoccidiorida, Eimeriidae. Bases 1 to 2850 code for a protein of 949 amino acids. The transcript has 9 exons.
AUGACGGCUGAAGGCGCAGACGGUGCGCUGAGGGGCCCGCGGCCACCUCUAGGGGAGGCCCAAGAAGAUAGCAGUAUGGCAGCCAAAGUGCUGCUCAGGCAGACAGAAUACACGGUGGAACUUGCGUGGCGGUCCGAUCCUCGCAGCUCACAGCACUUGAUGCGUAUUUCUGUCUCCCCAGAAGCCACACAAGGGGCUCCAGCGCAGAGGUGGGAAGGAGAGUACACAGAGGCCUUCCUGCAGCGCCUCACAGCCCGUACGGGGUCGCCCAUUUCUCCCCAAGCUCUCUGGGAGCUGCUACGGGGAGCCGUGCAUGCAGCAGCGGAAGAUGCAAACUCAGCAGUAGCAGGAACAAGACAUGUGUCGGAUCAUGCAGCAGCAGCAGGAGCUUAUCUCAAUCUAUGGAGUGCAGCAGACCUCGAGGCCCUCAAGCGCAGAGCCGAAGGGCAGGAACCCCUCGAAGAGCCUCACAAGGUGGGCCCAGCAGACCCCAAGUUGUUCUUCAUAGUGACGCGCGCUGUCGAGGGCAAGAAGGUGCACUAUCCUCUCGCACUCACUAACAAAGCAGCAGCAUCACCCCCUCCAGCCCCAGCAGCUGCAGCAGCAGCUCCUCCUACUGCCUCGCCGGCGCACAUUCCUGACACUUCCAGAAGCUACACCCGACAUGCUGCCUCCAUAGGAGCCUCGCAGCAGCAGCAGCAGCAGCAGCAGCAGCCAACACCCCGUUCCCCCCUUUCCAUAGGCAUCCCAUGCCGUAGCUAUGGGGCGGCGCUGCAGCAACGGGGGGAUACAAAGCGGCAGUUGAAUCAGCAGCAGCAGCAGCACGUGCUGGCAGCCUCAGCAGCUGCAGCGAGCGACAAGCCCCUGGGGACCCCUGCAAUGGGCUCCCCGAUAGCUGUAGGGAGGAUCCGUCAGCAGCAGCAGCAGCAGUUCCCCUGCGAGGACCAACCAAGUCCUGUGCAACCUCACUACAUUAAGGGUCAGGCUGCAGCAGCAAGCGAAGCUGCUGCAGCAUUGACAGCAGGAGCAACAGCUGCAGCACCAGCAGCAGCACGCGGCCUCCCUGUGGAAGCUGAAGAUGCAGCAACAGAGCUGGCCUGCCUCAGGGCCCUCGUCGCAGAACAGCAGGCAGCCCUGGCGGAGGCGAGAAGGCAAAACGAGCUGCAGGCGCCUUCCUUUCGAGACGCCUACGCAGACUCCCAAGGGCUCACAGCGCAGCUGCACAGAGUGGAGAGUGAGCUAUUCAUGGCGAGACAGAGGCUGCAGGCAGAGAGGCAACUGCGGGCGAAGGAGAUGCACAGAUUUAGAACUGAAAUCGAUAAGAUGAGGAGGGUGGAAACUGCACUCAAGUUGAGAGUUCGAGAAUUAGAGGCUCAACUGCGUUCAAACAGCUGCCGCCUUCGAAGGUCGGCGGCUUCCUCUGGUGCUCUCUCUCCCGCUUUGCGUUCUGCGUCUUCUCGCUGUUCCUCCUACGACGCCGUCGCCGCCGAGAGGGGCAGCCGUCUUGCGGGGAAACCACUUAAAGAGCCAAUUCGGGGAAGGCCUACGGCCCCUGUGCCGUGUGGAAGAGCAGCGGGGCCACCGCUGUAUUCCCAGGCCCCCACUGACAGGCACGGGGGCCUUCAGCGAGCCCCGUCAGCCUCUCCCACGCGCAGCCGGCCCCUGCCUUCGCGCCAGGGGGCCCUUAGAAGGGGACGCUCAUACUCUCCGUACCUCGUCUGCCACUCCCCGCGCCUCGUCUCGGGCACGGCAGCGGUCGAUUUCUGUCGGCUCAGCAUGCAGCAGCAAUCAGAGCAGCUUCUGCAGCAGGCACAGCCCGCGCUUCCCCACGAAUUUCGGCUGCGCCGCCAGUGCUGCCACAGAUCGUUGGCAAGGGACACAGCAAAGUGCUCGCUGCAUAGUACAACGGGCCCGCCCCCGCCGGCCGAAGGAACUCUUCCAAGGUAUGGCAGCAGCUGCCACAUGCGAAGCCUUGUUGGGCAAGACACAGCCCGCAGCUUGGUUUCCCCAGGCGCCCCGGGGUCCGUAAGACCAACAGCUGCAUGCAUGAGACACAGAAGUCCGUUUGCAGCUGAGGCGAAGUGUGACGAAGAUGCAUUGCUGCCGCCUUUUGGCUCUCAGCAUUGCCAACAAAUGCCAGACCGCACCCAGCAUAUUGCACAGCAGCAGCAGCAGCAGCAACAGCAGCAGCCAUUCGUCGUGUUAUCAGCAGUGGAGUAUGAGCGGCUAAAGCGCCAGGGAUCAGCCGAGAAUCUGAAGGAAAAGUUGGUGAGUCAGGCAAGUGCAUGUUUGUCUUCCGCCUCUUCUGCAUGCGGAGAUAGCCUGCGGCCGCUGGAACGGCCCGAGCCCCCUCCUGUUCCUGGGGAUAUUGAAAGCAGCACAACUAGCUCCAGAAGAGCCUUCUGUAGCAAGGCAGUAGAUAACAGCCUUCGUAUAAACCCUGAGGACCCCGGCGGGCCCCUUGAGGAGAAUUCCGCGUUGACAGCCGCGAGUUCAAACGACGCGACAUCAGCGGAAAUGCCGCAAGUGGCCGAUGAGCCAUCUCUUCCGUCCUUGCUGCGGCUUCCCUUAAGUAAACAAGCGGCCAACACUGGCCUGUUUGCACACCACAUGCUUUCUUCUGCUGAAGCUGCUGCUGAAGCAACGGCCACAAGCACGAACCACAAGGGGUCUAUUUCGCAGCCUAGCACAAGGCCCACUGUCACUGAAAAGGGAGGCACGCCCGCAACUGUGUCAGCAGGCCGCGCUGUGUUCUCUGAAAUUGACGAACGGCUUACAGCGCUGCAGCGCUUUUUACGUUCUACCCGCGAGAGUUUUCGCCUCAUGGAGACGAGCACUCUCGGACCCUGA